Molecule: messenger RNA, 1875 nt
Organism: Sus scrofa (pig)
Lineage: Eukaryota; Metazoa; Chordata; Mammalia; Artiodactyla; Suidae
Source: RefSeq, a predicted model, not a curated record
AUGAGGAGGCCCCAGACGCUGACUCUUGCUGGCUUACUACUGCCUGAACUCCUGCUCUCAGAAGCUGCCAAAAUCCUGACUCCAUCUCUGGCGGGUGAGUGUUUGGCAAAGAUACGGGAACAGGUCUGUCCCAGGCAUCGGUGCCAGGGCUCAAGCAAACAGCCCUUGGUGAGGGAGUCAUUGCAUGUAUUUUUCCAGUCCAGAAAAGCCCGGCAGGUUUGUUACCCUGGCUGGCAGAUGAAGAGGUGGGAGCAGUUUGUGCCAGAAGAUGCAGGGCUGGGGCCAGAUCCAGCACAAGGAGGGAAAUCAUACAAAAUUAUUAAUCGGUUUCUACCUGAAGACAAUAACAAGGAAUUUAAGAAGUCUUUUGAAUUCUUUAUGGAAAAAAAUUUUAAGGGGAGAAUCACAUUUGAACAUCUUUUAAAUAUUUUCAAACAACUAGGGUUUCAGUGCAGUCAGUUGCUAAGGAGAAAUGAUAUCAUGAAUUCUUUAAAGACCGAGAAGUUUGACCUGGUGAUAGUUGAAGCUUUUGAGUAUUGUCUUUUCCUGGUUGCUGAGACUGGGAAGCCAUUUGUGUCCACUCUGCCAUCCUCAUUUGGCGCUGUGGACUUUGGGCUACCAAGCCCCCUGUCUUAUGUGCCAGUGUUCUGUUCCUUGUCAACUGACCACAUGGACUUCUGGGGCCAAGUGAAGAAUUUCUUGAUGUUCUAUUUCUCCGUGAAGCAGUGGUAGGUUUAUUCUAAGUAUGAUAAGACCAUCAAGGAGCAUUUCCCAGAAGGCUCUAGGUCAGUUCUGUCUCAUCUUCUAAAGAAAGCAGAGCUGUGCUUUGUUAACUCCAACUUUGCCUUCGGAUUUGCUUGGCCCCUGCUUCCCAACAGUGUUGGAGGCUUAAUGGCCAAAUCUACUAAACCAGUACCACAAGAAUUUGAGAAUUUCAUUGCUGUGUGGAGACUCUGGUUUUGCCCUGUGGCCCUAGGCUCCAUGGUGAACUUCUGUCAGUCCCAGGAGGUGGUCAAGAAGAUGAAUGCUGCCUUUGCUCGUCUCCCUCCAGUGAUAUGGAAGUAUAAGCCUUCUCAUUGGCCCAGAUACAUAAAAUUGGCAGCAAAUGUGAAAAUUGUGGACUGGCUCUUUUUUUUAUUUGCAACAACUUACCCUCGCAUCUGCCUUUCUGUCACCCAUGGCGGGUUGACUAGUGUCAUGGGCAUCCAACAUGGCAUGCCCAUGGUGGAGAUUCCGUUCUUUGCUGACCAGCCUGAAAACCUGAUCUGGGUUGAAACCAGAAAAUUUGGAGUCUCUCUCCAGUUAAAGCAGAUCAAGGUUGAGACAUUAGCUCUGAAGAUGAAAGAAGUCAUGGAAGAAAAGCAGUACAAACCUGCUGCGGUGGCUGAUAGCAUCUUCAGGCGCACCCACCCCCUGACUCCUGCCUAGAGGCUGGUGGGCUGGACCAAACAUAUCCUCCAGAUGGGGGAUGCAGGGCACUUCAAGUCCCACACCUUCCAGCAGCCAUGGCAUGAGCAGUACCUGCUGGGCGUCCUCUUGUUCCUGCUGGUGGUCACUGGCACCAUGUGGCUCUGUGGGAAGCUACUGGGCCUGGUGGCCAGGUGGCUGUGUGGGGCCAGGAAACUGAAGGAGGCCUGAGGCCAUGUGGAGCCUUGGAAAGCAGAGUGUUUGGGCAGCGUCACCAUUUCUUGGCCUCUCCCAACAGUCUCUGGCUGGACCUGAGGAAGCCCCUGGCUCAGAGUUGGCCUCGGUGACUUGAUGGCAGGGACGGCGCGCCACGACCGGGAGAUGUCAAUCCAGGCCAAAAGAAGCUCACCACAGCCACCGACCCCAUCGAGAGACUCCGCCUGCAGUGCCUGGCCAGGGGCUCUGCGG